Messenger RNA from Pygoscelis adeliae (Adelie penguin), 6957 nucleotides. RefSeq names its product F-box protein 31 (gene FBXO31). NCBI's taxonomy places the organism in Eukaryota, Metazoa, Chordata, Aves, Sphenisciformes, Spheniscidae. The transcript has 10 exons. The record is from RefSeq and is a predicted model, not a curated record. The coding region runs from base 122 to 1348 and encodes 408 amino acids.
GCGGCCCUGCCGCGAAGAAUAUGGCGUCUGUGAAAACUUGCGGAAAUUGGAGAUCACCGGAGUGUCCUGUCGAGACGUUUAUGCCAAGCGUAUAAACCCACGAGUGAAGUCGGGGCGUUUUAUGAAAAUCCUUCCCGACUACGAGCACAUGGAGUACAGAGAUGUUUACACCUGCCUGCUGCACCGAUACCGACACAUCCUGGGAUUAUGGCAGCCGGACAUCGGGCCCUAUGGGGGACUGCUGAACGUGGUGGUAGAUGGUUUGUUCAUCAUCGGGUGGAUGUACUUGCCACCUCAUGACCCUCAUGUUGAUGAUCCCAUGAGAUUCAAACCCCUCUUCAGGAUUCAUCUCAUGGAGAGGAAAUGUGCAACAGUUGAGUGUAUGUAUGGUCAUAAGGGACCUCAUAACGGCCAUAUCCAGAUUGUAAAGAAGGAUGAGUUCUCCACAAAAUGCAACCAGACAGAUCACCAUCGGAUGUCAGGUGGAAGGCAAGAGGAAUUCCGGACAUGGCUAAGGGAAGAAUGGGGUCGGACCCUGGAAGACAUCUUCCAUGAACACAUGCAAGAGCUCAUCUUGAUGAAGUUCAUCUACACCAGCCAAUAUGACAACUGCUUGACAUACCGACGCAUCUACCUCCCUCCUAGCAGCCCUGAUGACCUUAUAAAGCCAGGUCUUUUCAAAGGAACGUAUGGGAGCCAUGGGCUGGAGAUUGUCAUGUUGAGCUUUCAUGGAAAGAAAGCGAAGGGGACUAAAAUCACCGGAGAUCCCAACAUCCCAGCUGGGCAGCAGACUGUGGAGAUCGACCUGGCGCAUCCUCUGCAGCUACCUGACAUCGAGAACCUUCGCGAUUUCAGUGAGCUCUCUCGCAUCGUCCUGGAGGUCCAGGAGCAGGUGCGUCGGGAGGAGCAGGAGCAGGAACACCAGCAGGAGGAAGAGGACUGCUCCCAGCAGGCUGCCUCCCAGCCUGCUGCGAAGCCCCUGGGAGGAGAAGGUGCCGAAGGGGAAGAGACUGCAGCUGGGGCGGCGGGGACGACCCAGGACAAGGCACCAGCUUCCCAGCCCUUCGUGCUGCCCAUGGGAGUCAUAUCGAGGAAUGAAGACUAUCCCCGGACCUGCCGAAUUUGUUUUUAUGGGACGGGGCUUAUUGCUGGCCACGGCUUCACCAGCCCCGAGCGAACGCCAGGUGUUUUUGUUCUCUUCGAUGACGAUCGCUUUGGAUUCAUCUGGCUGGAGCUGAAGUCCUUCAGUCUCUACAGCCGGAUCAAGGUCUCCUUCCAGAACGCCGAAGCGCCUUCCCGUGAGGCUUUUGAUGAAAUGCUGAAGAACAUUCAGUCGCUGGCUACUUGACGGGUGAUUGGUGAUGGACAGGGCUAGGGGUUGCAAAGGCUGCUGCACUCCCCAGCCAGGGCUGGGAUGGGGAUUCCUCGCUCUCGGUACCUCUGAAUAAAAGCAUGCACUUUUAAUAAAGCCUUUUUACCCCAAAUGUACACAUCCCGGUUAAAAUACCCAUGAUUGCCCUUUCCUCCCUGCCACCCUACGCUGCUCCCUAGCAGUCCUUGUUCCCAGUCUGUAACAUAGCUUUGUAUAGCCAAAGGGAUCCUGCAGAGGAGGAAAUAGACCUUUCUUAUUGCAAAAAGAAUGUAUUGGAACAAAAAUAACUCGAGGUCAGAGCUGGAUCAGAAGAACAUCUAAUUGACUGGAUGGACACAAGCCCUCUGCUCUGACCAUUAGCAGUCUCCUGUGGAAAGAGCUCUUCUUCAGGGAGGGGACUCAUUUAAGCCUUUGCUGCACUCUAGGCCGAUCUAUCCUCCUGGGAGAUUUGCUUUACCCUCCUGAAAACCUGUGCGGUCCACCGCUGCAGACUGGCUGGCUGCAUAAUGAUAAAUUGCGUCAGCAGUGACGAAGCACGUCCUCCUCUCCAGAAACCUUUCUCUGGGUACAGCGUUGUCAAGAGGGGCUGGUGUAAUACCUGCAUCCUUGGCUUAGUAAUUGGAGUGGCUGGGUUUCUUUUUAAAAAUUCCCCCAGCUUGGCAGCAAGGGGAGGAUUCCCACUGUAAAUGACAGUGUGCGUAGUGUUGCCCUGGCUUCUGGAGCUUAGUGGAUGUGCUGUCCCUGGGACUCCAGGUCUGGGUGUCUCCCUGAGCGUAGAGGAGAUGAUGAUUCUUUAUUAUAGGAGCUGAGUACGGAACUGGAAAUGAGUGUAAACUGCAGAAGCUGGUGCUUUCAGAACUGGUUUUGUACCUGAAAGGUUCACCUCAGAUCUUUUAAAAUGGGCCUGAAACUGUAAAGGAAGGAGAAAAAAGAAAACUAACUGUGAAAUAAAUCCAAAUGCAGCCUACUGACUCCUGUCUGUGAUGGGCAGCAGAAGGUGCCAUGUGUUGCUGAUACUAAUGUGACCCUAGUUAGGUGUCAUUCUUGUAUCAGGUUGCCCUACGCAGUCUGAAGGAGCGACAAGGGUUUCUCCUAAUAUUGCUGUGGCUUGUUCUGGCGCCUUUUACGGUUGGUGCUGACAGGUGGGUGCUGCUGCUCCACUCGCAGGACCCUUCUGUUCCCUUUCUAGUCACACUUGUUUCAUCCCAGAUGAUUGCUGCUUCCUCAGAAAGCUCCUGGGCUUAAUUUCUUCCCAUGAUACCUGUGUUCUGGCAGAUCUGAGCUCUACUGGGAAGUGUGGGCUGCAGGCGAGGAAGCAGAUUCCCCAUAGAUUGUCUUAUGCAGGAAAAUCCUGGCCAGUGCUAAUCUACAGACUGUGAGUUGUGCUAUAAACCAUCAGCAUUUGCAUCAGCGCGUGUUAUUAAUCCUGUGUAGGAAGAGAUGAUAGGGACCCCUGUGUGGAGAGAAGAGAGCUGUUUGUAAGGAAGCUCUUAGUUACAGGCAAAAUACAUCCUUUGUUGCAGUUGCUCUCUGGCUGUGAUGAUAAACUCCAGGUUUCUCCUCUUCCCGUUACCAGCCGGAUCAGUGUCUUGACAAAACUCUGCCUUUACAUCUUGUUCAGGUUUUGGUUUGUAAAUGUGUCCGUACGUGUGUUGUGCUGGGAGGAUUCAGGCCCCUUCUGUGGAGAAGUUUCAGUCACUGCCUAGUUUCACUGACUGCGAGCAGCUUUUAUUCUCACUUUCACAAGGGCUUUUUGCCAUUUCUGGCUCUUGAGCGUUCCCUCAAGCUGCGUGAGAACCGAGCCUCCAGCAGAGGCUUUGAGCGGAAGGUCACGUCACUCACAAGAUUAAUUCCUGUCUCUUUGGAUAUAGUUUUACAAACCUCUGGGAAUUUGAAGGUGAUUUGGGGCACUUUUUUCUUUGUUUCCUACUGCUUUGUCAGUAGUGGAAAACCUGCCUCAGUGUUAGAGGUGAGGAUCUGAAGUGCUGUUAACCGUUGUAGUGAAUAAGCUAUAAAAAGUAGGUUGUUUCUGAGCAGCCUGUUAGAGAGAGGUGUUCCUGUCGGCAUCAGCAGAGGGAAGAGUUGACUUGGAUCUCACCCCAUCACGCAGGGCUGGGAGGGAGGAAGGGUGGCAGUUCUCUGAGCCUUGGUGUGUGGGCAGAGAGGUGAGCUGAAGCUAAAAUGGGGCAUCUCGGCCUUCUGCUGCAGGUGCCGAGCUGUGUGCAGAAGGAGAGCAUGUGCUUAAUCUUGCAGACAGGUUUCCAGCUAGAUGAUGCAGAUUUCUGGGAUACCUGAAGCUGUUAGGAGUCUGUUCACCAUUUGGGUGGCCAGUUUCUCUUGGAGCUCGCUGUUAGGCUGGUGCAGCCAGUACGUUGGCUGCUUUGUGUUCUCCCUAACAGCCUAAAGGGGUGAGAGAGGUCCCCUUGGGCAGCUGUUUCAAUCGUUUAUCCUUAAAACCAGCACUGCUUCAGCUGCGAGUGGAUCCAUAGUUCCGAUUGUAAAUUCCUCCUUCCUUCAGUGUCCCCGCUCACCCGAAAAAAUAAAAAUCCUGAAGUUUUAUGUAACUGACUUAAUAGUUUUUGCUUUUUGUUUUUAAAGUAAGAUUGAAAAUGCAGACUAUUGAAUGCACUACAAGCACUUGGCCUGAGACCCGAGUCACGGUUUCAUAAGUACAGGCGUUGACUCUGUAGCCGGUCUUCUCCCUGCGACCUGCUGUGUUGGGUUGGCUGAGUGUGUAAAGGCAGUGUAGGUAUGUUCCACUGCUGUGUCAUAAAAUCUUUUUAGUAGUUGUUACCUGCAGCUUAAAUUCCCCUGGAUGUCCGGAGUCUGCCGGGGAGUGCAAACCCCUGGAUAGCAGAUGGCCGGAGUGUUUUGCUCGCUGCUGAAUACAGGUCUGCUUUGUCACCUGGGCGAGGACCUGUUGGUUGGCUGUUGGCACAGGUUGUGCAUCAGCUGUUCUCCAGGCUAAGAUGGUUCUUCUGCUUGUAGCUUGUCCCUUCUGAACCUUUUCAGUGGCAGUGUUAAGGGUCUGCCUUCCGAAGGCGAGACCUGCUUGGCUGGCUGGAGAGAAGGGCUUUGCAGAGGCUUGAUGCCCUGCAGGAACUUUGCACAGCUCAGCUUUGCCCCUGUAGUAGCAUCUCUUUAUUUAUAGUGUACCUGCUUGGCCUCAAAAUGUCAGAAUGUGCUAGUCCUCAUUAAAGGCAAAACUGCUGAUACACCGUGGCAUUCUGUCUAGAGCAAAGGCAAUGAAAAUAGCAAAUUUUGUAUUAAUACUCCUCCUCUGCCUUCUCUUCCCACCUUCUGUUCCUCAAAGCCUGGCAGGCUUUUGUGGCAUUUCAGAAGAAAACUCCCUCUGAUUUGGCUUUGGGUGAGGAAAGCUGUCAAGACGGCGAAUUUGGAGAGACUGGCAUAAAUGCUCUGGGUGCUCCUGCGUCUUUGCUGGUUCCUUUGUGCAUGGCUACAUCAGUGCUUUCAGGGAAAAGCAGAAUAACACAAUGAGGAGUUACAACCUGCAGCUCUGAAAACUUUGGGAGAGGGGAAGGAACAAGAGGAGUGCGGCCAGACUCAGUGGCAGGCAUUUUGGAUCUGAGCAUCGUCUGUGGCCGAGGGGGAUGCCACGGCAGCCCUGGUCCAGCCUUCCCUCGUGGUACCUGUGGGAAGCAGUGCUAACAGUACAGUAUUUUGCUGUACUUGUUCAUGUUUGGUACGGGCUGUACCACCUCCCUGUGCAUACCCUGUUUGUUUCCUGAACCCUAGUUGUCCAGCUUGUUGGGAUAUUUCUGUGAGCUGUUGACAGGGAUAAUGUGUGGUGGUGCCUUGCAGAUGGGGAUAAGUUUCUGGUGCUGACGUGUCCUCGUCCUGUUCGGUCUGUAGAAAAUCUUGGGGACAAUUAUUGGGCUUUAUUUCUUGAUCCCGGAUGGGUGGAAAGUGCUGGGGAAGACGGAAAACAACUUGUCAGGGGUAGGAAUACUCUCUUGGCAGAAGCCUUUUGGGAUAAAAAAAGCGCUUGCAAUUAGGCUGCAGAGCAGCGUUGCCCCAAUAGCCACAGCAGGACCUAGGGCUUAAUUGUAGCUCAGGAGCAAUAAGCAAGUGACUGGCUUACGUGCUCGGGCUGUGUUGUGCUCCUAGAUCAUGCUUUCUCUGUUGUCAAAACACAUGGGUUUGGCCAGCUGGAAAACAGAAGCAUCAAAGAUCCUCAUCCAGCCAGUUUGUUUGCCUUGGGCCUGAUUUCGUAGCUGUAAAUGUGCUGUGAUCAGGCGUUGUGGUUGUAGGAGACUCACUGCAGUCCACAUGGACUUGUCAGGCUUUUUUUUUUUUUUUUAUUGAGGAGGAGGAGGGAAAAGGAUGGAAUUACUCGUAACUUCGGCUGUCAGCUUCCCUCUGGAGUGAACGGUGCAGUACUGCCGCGGCUACUCUGGAAUGGGACAGCAGAGGUCGGAUGGCAGUUAGUUAGGAAACUUGUACUGGGGAGAAAGCAAAUCGUGCAAGCUUGCUUGGAGGUGUAAGCUACCAGGAAAAAACUAAAGUGCAGCUGGCUCAAUGUUUACUUUUAAACAAGGAUGACUUUUUAUUGCUUUUUAUUAAUUUAAAACUAGUGGAAUUUAAUGGGAGUGUUGAGUGUUGUGUGGAAAUGGGUUGUAUAAUCUCAACUUGCUAGUUUAGGAAACGAUAGUAUAUUAACUCUGUCUUGUAGCUGGUUGCUCACGUGGCCAAUAAUCUUCUGUUGUGUUCAGCUGCCAAAGGAUUGCGUGCUGGCCUUUGCGCUGCAGGCCAGAUGGACAGCAUAACUUACCAGUUGGACAGCGAAAUAUUUGAGAUGUGUGAUCAGGCGGUGGAGUGGAAGAUAAGUUACCAAACUGUGAGUGCCACUGACCUUUUUUUCUUUCCUUUUUUUUUUUUUUUGUGUGUGUGUGCACUGAAUUAAAAUGUAUGGUUCUGGUUUUUGUUUGGAUUGCAGUCUUUUUAAUUUCUGAGGAAAAGAGCACUUGGAUCAACCGUGUUCAUUAGCUUAAUUAAAGCAAUCUGCACUUUUUUUUCAUUGAUUAAGACUCCUACUUCCCCUAAGCAGGUGUACCCUGUUUCCAUGUGUAUUUUGCACUCACCAAUUUAACAUGACACCGAUGGAUUUAUCUGGGCAUCUCCAGCAGGCUUUGAGUGUAAAUAAGUCUCUAUAAAGUACCCCGUGGUACUUACUAAAAAUGAAGGCGAAACACCAGAUCCCUGCUUCAUCCAGAGGGUAGUGCAGAGGGAAAAGGUGAGCUUUUCUUUCUAAAAUGCCAUUUGACAUCAAACACCUCGGUUUCAUGCCACAAACACCCCGUGUGGAACAUAACUGUAGUUUAAACAACUCGCCUGCCCGGUCUGCUCCCCUGUCCGAGGGGUGGGGUUUUGCCUGUCCUUUUGUUUGGGGGUUUGAGAGGAACGGGCUGUCUGAAAACCAGACGUGACUUUGCAACACUUGGCCUACUUCAUCCCAGGUAUCAAAAAGCUGAGCAAAACAUGUGCGUUACUUUUACACCCGAUCAUUGUUACCCAAGGAGCCUUUUCCAGUUUCAAAUAAUAAAAAGGAAAGUUUUGUGAACUUA